Mytilinidion resinicola is the source of this 3830-nucleotide messenger RNA. RefSeq names its product 26S proteasome-like protein regulatory subunit rpn2. Gene Ontology annotation, biological process: proteasome-mediated ubiquitin-dependent protein catabolic process; regulation of protein catabolic process. Bases 271 to 3726 code for a protein of 1151 amino acids. The transcript is spliced from 5 exons. Gene Ontology annotation, molecular function: enzyme regulator activity. The record is from RefSeq and is a predicted model, not a curated record. Gene Ontology annotation, cellular component: proteasome storage granule; proteasome complex; nucleus. Lineage: Eukaryota; Fungi; Ascomycota; Dothideomycetes; Mytilinidiales; Mytilinidiaceae.
CCAAAACACCACCGCCUGCGCCAUCUCCAUCACCAUCUCCUCCUGUCUCUUCUCGACUCUCCUUCACCCGGUCGCCUACGUCCCUUCUCCUCCAUCGACCAUCAACCCACCGCUCGCACCGCCGCCGAUCGCAGCACCCGCCGUCAGGCGCCACGUUACGAGCAACAGCUCCAUCUGCUUCCAUCACCAUCCGCUGCUCCUUUUCCGUCCCCAUCGCACAACCGCGCGCACUACAGUUGCAACAUCGCCUACACAGAAACCCUCGCUGCCAUGGUCGGCCUUACAUCUGCCGCCGGCGUCGUUGGCUUCUUGUCAGAACCCGAUCCAGCCCUCCGGUCGUUCGCCCUUCAGCGCUUGAAUAAGGACAUCGAUCUAUUAUGGCCAGAAGUCGCCGGGUCUGUGAGCCAGAUUGAGGCGCUCUACGAAGAUGAAUCUUUCGCUGAACGAGAGCUCGCGGCUCUGGUCGCCGCCAAGGUCUACUAUCAGCUACAGGAGUACGAUGAGAGCAUGGUUUUUGCACUGGGUGCCGGCAAACUGUUCGAUAUACACCAUGCCGGAGAGUUUGAGGAAACCAUACUCGCCAAAUGUCUCGAUACCUACAUCGCUUUGUCGGCCAUGCAUAACCCCCCGAAACCGGCGAGUACUGCCAAUCAGCCGCCGCCUCAGUUAACAACGUCUUUCACGACUGCGAACGGAGUCGCCAGCACAUCUGCGAGCAUGACGUCUCCAACCACGCCCUUCUCACAAUCAACUCUGCCCUCAAAAUCUCUCCUGUCAAGGCAGGAUUCGUCAACCUUUGACCCUUCCAUUCCGGGUGGUGGAAACGCGGGCGUAGUUGGCGCUCAUCCUUCGCCGCUGGCAUUACAGAGGAGUGUUCAAAAGAAUUUGCAGGCAACCAUUAGGCGUAUCUUUGAGAGCUGUUACGAAGUUGGUGCAUACCGACAGGUCGUUGGUAUUGCUAUUGAAGCUCGGAAUCUUGACGUCCUUCGGGAAGCCUUCCUCCGCGCAAGCCAGGAUGAAAAGAAGGGCAAGAAAGCUGAAAGUGACACUCCAGGGAAGAGCGAAGAGCUCAUGGAGUAUGUCCUGGAUAUUUGCAUGAACGUGGUUCAAGAAAGAGGACUUCGAAAUGAGAUUCUUCGACUCAUUCUUGAUUUGCUCAACGAUAUCCCAAACCCGGACUAUUUCUCAAUUGCCAAAUGUGUUGUUUACUUGAAUCAACACUCCAUGGCAUCCAACCUUUUGCGCCAACUCGUGUCGAAGGGUGACGCAAGAUCGCUAGCCAUUGCCUAUCAAAUAUCUUUCGACCUAUAUGAGAAUGGUACCCAGGAAUUCCUAAACAAGGUCAUGGAGGAGUUGCCUGAGACCGAAGAGGACGAGGAGGAGGCGCAAGACGCAAAGCCUGCAGCCAACGGAGGUGCUGUACAGCCUCGCGGAGAGGAUGCCGCUGAGACAGACGGACUCUUGUCAAACGCAGACAACAGUAACGAAGCCCCGACAAUAUCCACGGUAGUUUCUCGAACCAAGCCGAAAGUGGCUUCGGACGAGGAUCAGAAGGCUUAUACCUCUGUUCGGUAUAUACUCCGGGGUACCAAGAGCAUCGAGCUCAAUCUAGAAUUCCUCUAUCGCAACAACCACGCCGAUCGAAAUAUUCUAAAUAAGGUGCGAGAUAGCCUGGAGGCGAGGAACUCCAUCUUCCAUACUGGAGUCACAUUCGCCAAUGCCUUCAUGAAUUCAGGAACUACAAACGAUAGCUUCUUCAGGGAGAACUUGGAAUGGCUCGGCAAAGCGGUAAAUUGGUCGAAGUUCACUGCAACAGCCGCCCUCGGAGUGAUUCACAGAGGCAAUAUCACACAGGGACAGAAGCUAUUGGAGCCAUACCUACCCAAGGAGAGCAAUGUACCCGGCUCUCACUUCAGUCAAGGUGGAUCGCUCUACGCCCUGGGUAUGAUCUACUGCAAUCAUGGAACGCAUGUCUUGGACUAUCUUCUACAACAGUUCCAGAAUGCUUCCGAAGAAGUGGUCCAGCACGGCGGCGCCCUUGGUCUUGGUGUUGCGGGAAUGGCGACGGGCUCGGAGGACAUUUUCGAUGCAUUCAAGGCCGUCUUGUACACCGAUUCGGCAAUCAACGGUGAAGCCGUGGGGCUGUCCAUGGGACUGGUUAUGCUAGGCACCGGGAACAUUAAGGCCCUUGAGGAUAUGAUCCAGUAUGCCCACGACACUCAGCACGAGAAGAUUGUGCGGGGUCUCGCUCUGGGCAUGGCACUCAUCAUGUAUGGACGUCAAGAGGCAGCUGAUGAGCUCAUCAACGGCCUACUCGAGGACCCGGACCCAACCCUACGGUACGGAGGAAUCAUGACGAUCGCGUUGGCCUACUGCGGAAGCAGUAGCAACAAGGCAGUCCGAAGACUACUCCACGUUGCUGUGAGCGAUGUCAGCGACGACGUCCGAAGAGUCGCCGUAAUGAGUCUUGGAUUCGUCCUGUUCAGGAAACCAGGAAGUGUGCCCCGCAUGGUGGAGUUGCUUGCUGAGUCGUACAAUCCGCACGUUCGGUACGGCGCGACGAUGGCCCUGGGUAUCGCUUGCGCUGGUACUGGCUUGGACGAAGCGAUCGAUCUGCUGGAGCCCAUGAUGAAAGACUCGACCGACUUCGUUCGACAAGGUGCUUUGAUCUCGCUCUCGAUGAUCUUAGUACAGCAGAACGAGGCGAUGAACCCCAAGGUUGCUACUAUCCGCAAGACUCUUCAGAAGAUCAUUGGCGACCGACACGAGGAUGCUAUGGCUAAAUUUGGCUGCGCUCUAGCACUCGGUAUCAUCGAUGCUGGGGGCCGCAACUGCACGAUCGGACUCCAGACGCAGACAGGCAACCUGAACAUGACUGCCAUUGUUGGCAUGGCCGUCUUCACACAGUACUGGUACUGGUUCCCACUGACGCACUUCUUGUCGCUGGCCUUCACACCUACGGCUAUUAUUGGCGUCGACCAAGAUUUAGAGAUCCCGUCGUUCAAGUUCCACAGUAACACCCGUCCGAGCAUGUUCGAUUACCCACCCGAGCAGGAGGUUAAGGCGGAGGAGGCGCCGGAGAAGGUCAAGACGGCAGUUCUGUCCACAACUGCGCAAGCCAAGCGUAGGAAACUAGUCAAGGCUCGACAGCAACGGCGGGAGAGUAUGGACAUCGAUCAGACCCCCACUACGCCCAAGAUCUCGAGCGCCGAUGACGACAAGAUGGACAUUGACGAUGAAUCAUCAAGGGGCAAGGACGAGAAAGACAAGUCCGAGGGAGAGAAGGAGGGAACUCCAUCGACCGAGACCCUAAAGAAGAGGGUUGAGAAGGAGAAAGUUGGCUACGAGCUGGAGAACAUGUCGCGAGUCUUGCCCCAGCAGGUGAAAUACAUCAGCUUCCCCGAAGAGCGAUAUGUCGCUGUAAAGAAGGCAACUGGUGGCGUUAUAGUACUAGAAGACACGCAACCUUCAGAGCCGAAGACUCUUCUCGAGCUGAAGGUCAAGAAGACGGCGCCGGCUCCAGCGCCAGGUGCUCCGGGGCGGUCUCUCACUGACCGCAUCAGUGACGCGUACGCCACGCGAGACUCGAAUACAGGCAGCACGAACAGUGGAGCGGCGGAGGCUGCUGCUGUGCUGAACGCAGUCGACGAGGAUGACGACGACGGAGAGGAAGCAGAUGUCCCGGGAGAGUUCGACUACGUGACGGACGAGGAGCAGGAUGACUGAGGUUCUGGAGCAGGGGUUUUGUAACAUCAUUUUGGGCCUGGUUCUAUCCGUGGAUUACUACAUUGCAUUCUCGCGGGCGAAGGAGGACGAGGACGCCCCCUGGC